CGCUGUAGUCGUAGCAUAUACCACCAUGUCACUACUAGCAAGAGCUGUUGCUAGGCCGCGGCUGUAUUCUCCGUGUCUGAGAGUAGGUGUAGCUGCAGCAUCUGGAAGGCGCCAUCUCACCAACAAUGGCUUCUUCAAAGUCUCGGAAGAGGUGCGGGAAGCCCUGAAUGCGAAGAAGCCUGUCGUCGCGCUCGAGACGACAAUAUACACUCAUGGCUUCCCAUACCCCGAGAACGUAGCUCUAGCCUCUCUCCUCGAGAGCGUGGUCCGAACAAAUGGCGGUGUCCCUGCCACCAUAGGCAUUCUGGAUGGAGUGGCCCGCGUAGGCUUGAGCCCAGAAGAGAUAAUAAGACUAGCCUCUUCUGCCGGCAACUCCAACACUCUGAAGCUUUCGAGGCGAGACCUGAGCUAUGUGUGCGGUCUGCGAUUGACCAACAAACUGUUCAAUGGCGGCACGACGAUAUCUGGAACUAUGCUGCUAGCACAUCUAGCUGGUAUCAAGAUCUUUGGUACAGGCGGUCUUGGUGGUGUUCAUCGCGGUGCAGAGUCUAGCAUGGACAUCUCUGCGGAUCUGACAGAGUUAGGCAGAACACCGGUCACUGUAGUGUCAAGUGGAUGCAAGAGCUUCCUCGAUAUACCUAGAACAAUUGAGUACCUCGAGACUGAAGGCGUGGGUGUAGGCACAUUCGCAGACGGGCGCACAGGGAACGUCGACUUCCCUGCAUUCUGGUCGAGAGAUAGUGGAGUGAAGAGUCCCACUACCAUAGCUAACGAGAUUGAGGCUGCCGCGAUAAUACACGCGCAAAACUCACUGCAGAUUACGUCCGGCCUGCUCUUCGCCAAUCCAGUCCCCUCAGAGUUUGCCAUUCCCAAGGCAGAGAUGGACGUAAUCAUUGAGGAGGCUUUGAAGCAAGCCGAUGCUGCAGGUAUCACGGGCAAAGAUAAUACACCUUUCGUCCUUGCUAAAAUCAAGGAGCUCAGCAAGGGUGCGAGUAUUCCCGCAAACAGAGCACUCAUUGAGUCCAAUGUCAAACGAGCCACCAUUGUAGCCCGAGAGCUUGCGAUACUGGAAGGAAAGCAAGAAGAAGCCCAAGGACGGGGUUCCUACUUUACUCCAGUUCAAUCUAGUCCUACAGUUACCACAGAAGAUGCACUCAGUGAAGCAUCUCUAUCGCUUGCAGAACCCCCUACAACUUCAAGUACAUCCAUCUCUGAGAAUGCAUCGGGCAUAGACAUUGUCGUAGCAGGUGCUUUGGCAGUCGACUUUUCGUGUGACUACACCCCUUUUACCAACUCCACAAGCCAGACCGAGCCAUUACCACACACAUCUAACCCAGCUGUGAUCAAUCAGACUCUUGGAGGCGUAGCACAUAAUAUUGCCAAGGCCGCCCACCUGCUCGGCUCCCCCGUUAGCCUGCACAGUGCUGUUGGCGAUGAUCUCAGCGGCCGCGCAGCGCUAAGUCAACUGCAAGAGGAAGGCAUGCUGGUGUCUGGUAUCGAGACUCUCCCAAAGCCUGCCAGAACCGCCCAAUAUGUCGCCAUCAACAACGCGAACAAAGACCUCGCGCUUGCCAUGGCAGACAUGUCCAUUCUAGAAAAGAUCCCCGGGGAUACUAUUGAAAGCCUUACGAGUACUCUCUUCAGCAACUCCUCAGCACGACCAAGAGUCUUCGUCGCCGACGCAAACUGGUCGUCUACCGCCCUACACACUUGGCUCCAGGCCGCACACCAUCCAGCCACCACGACGAUCUUCGAACCUGUUUCCACUGCGAAAGCACUACGAAUCUUCCCUCCCACAUCAUCGUCUUCGGACGAUAUAUCCAACGUAUUUCCCAACCCUCUUGCCGACAUCAUCACACCAAACACGUACGAGCUCAGCGCACUUCACAACUACGCAUACCAAUCGUCCUACUUCGAGAGUCAAGAAUGGUUCGCCGUUAUAGACGCUCUUGGCAUACCGUCGACCGGUCUACGCAUUCCUCUUGCCUACACCACCAACUCCGACAUAGUAGAUCAGGGUGUGCCGCAACAAGCUAUCAAACUACUUCCCUUCUUCCCGACCAUUCUGACGAAACUUGGACCUCAAGGCGUGCUACUGACCAAACUGCUCACAACCGACGCUGAGGAACUACACAACGACGCAGAACGGCCGUAUAUCUUAGCGCGUGGUAUGAAUACAGAUUCGAGUCAACUUGGGGUGGGUGGCUUGUACGUGCGUCUCUUCGCGCCAGAGAAAGUAUUGAAGCCUGAAGAGGUAGUCAGUGUAAAUGGUAUUGGCGAUACGUUUUGUGGGGCGCUGGCUGUGGGUCUAGCGAGUGGCAAGAGAGUGCAGGAUGUCAUUGGGUUCGCGCAGCGGGCGGCGGGAUUAAGUUUGAGGAGUCGAGAGAGUGUGAGUCUAGAGCUUAGAGGUCUGAAGAUAUAA
Cucurbitaria berberidis CBS 394.84 is the source of this 2422-nucleotide messenger RNA. RefSeq lists its product as uncharacterized. NCBI's taxonomy places the organism in Eukaryota, Fungi, Ascomycota, Dothideomycetes, Pleosporales, Cucurbitariaceae. The record is from RefSeq and is a predicted model, not a curated record. Gene Ontology annotation, molecular function: pseudouridylate synthase activity. The transcript is spliced from 4 exons. Bases 26 to 2422 code for a protein of 798 amino acids.